AUGAAAAACCUCGAUGCGCACAAGUACAUUAAAUUGGUGAAUUUUUUAAACAAGAAGAAAAAGUACCCUCAGUUUAAUUUUAAAUAUGUCAAAGGUGAAGAUGGAUGUGACCUUCAGCUAGCCACUUAUGUAAAUACAAACAAAGGAAUGAUACGAAACGAUGCCUUAAGAUACACAAGUGACAGUGCAGUCUCGAAGAUACUUUCCAAUGUCGCCGAGCUUGGAAAUGAGUCGGUCGUUUCCUCGACGCAAAGCAAAGGGGUAGAAAGGAAAAAAAUCUUUGCAUCGAAUGUCACCAAAGAGAAGAGGAAUAACAACCUGGGUAGGGGUUCCCAAACGAAUGAUGAUUUAACGAUACAGAUAGGUUAUGCCAAUGGGGAGGAUAACCUCCGAAACGGUGCUAUUGCACCGUUAACAGGUUGCAAAAUGAAGCAGACAGGAUGGAGAAGGGUAGACGUACCAUAUGAUGAUGGACUGGGACAGGCUAGUCAACAAAAGGAGGACCAGGUUAAUUCCAAAGUGAUGCGAAUGCAUUGUAACGGGGCAUCAUACGAAGAUGCUAAUGCGACCGACAGGCGAAGCAAUUUACACAGAAAUGGCGAAGUGAACAAAUUUGAGUUUUUGCAAAAGAGGGAAUCCCCCCGAGAUGGGUGUGCCAUGGAAAGGGGGCAAAUACACACGGAUGAGAAACUCACCCAUUUAGGGUUUAACCACCGAGGGGGUCGUUACACCGUUAGUAAUGGCGACGAAGGGGGUUACGACGCGGGUGAGAAGAAUCGAGAUGUCAAUACUCUCCAAGGAGAAGACAUCACACAAAGAGAAGAGUUAACUAGCGAGGAAAAUUUUGCCAAGGUGAAAAUUACCAAGGAAAAUAUUAUAAUCAUGGAUAAGUUGAAGGAAGAGGGGAGAAAGGGAAAAAAAACGAAGAAAAUGACCAUGACAGAGGAGAACGAAAAUGUGGAUGAUCAUGUAGAGACGCAAGGGACCACCGUCAGAAGCGAUGGCCAGGAAAAAUGCUUCAAGGUGCAAGAGACAGAAGGAGGAGCAGAAGAAACAGCUGGUAGCAGUGAGGGAGGAGACAACGAUGACGUGGCAGGAGACAGGCAGAAGAAACUAUGUGAUGAUAAUCCAAAUGAGGAACAACAGGAAGAUACCGAAAAAGACAAUAUAAAUUUUCAAAUGAAGAAUGCCAAGGUGAAUAAGAAAUGCCUCUACCCACAUGAAAUUGUAGAAUAUUUAAACAAAUAUAUUAUAGGACAAACGGAAGCAAAGAAAGUUGUCGCAAAUGCAUUGAGACAGAGGUGGAGAAGGAUACAAGUCGAUGACGACAUGAAGAAGGACAUCAUUCCAAAGAACAUAUUAAUGAUAGGGCCAACUGGUGUUGGCAAAACGGAGAUAGCAAGAAGAAUUUCGAUGUUUGUUGAUGCACCAUUUAUCAAAGUGGAAGCGACAAAGUUUACUGAAGUGGGGUUUCACGGAAAAGAUGUCGACCAGAUUAUUAAAGACUUAGUCGAAAUAGCGGUGAAGAGACAAAAAACCAAGUUCGAAAUUGAGAUAAGGGAACAGGCACAAGAGGCGGUGGAAAAUAUCAUUUUGUAUUCCCUACUGGGAAACAUAAAAGAGGAGGAGAAAAACAUUUGGAGAAAAUAUUUAAAAGAUGGCUCCCUAGACGACAAGGUUGUCAGUAUCGACAUUCCCAACUAUGUAAAUAACAACAUGUUUUCUAACGACUCAGUUGAGAAUGCAGUGAAGGAAGCGCUAAGCAAUCACCAAAAUAUUAAAAGCGUCAAAAUUAUCCACCAGAAUAUUAACAAACAGAAUGAUAAGAAGACCAUGACUAUACGAGAAGCCAAACAGAAACUGUUGCAGUUGGAAAUCGACUCCUCGAUGAACCAGGACGUUAUCUUAAAAACAGCUAUCAGCUCCGUAGAAGAAGAAGGAAUCGUGUUCAUUGACGAAAUUGACAAAAUUUGUUCCAAAUCGAAUUCGUCUUACAAUGGACCAGAUGCAAGUGCGGAGGGGGUUCAGAGGGAUUUACUGCCCCUCAUAGAAGGAUGCGUAAUUAACACCAAGUAUGGAAAUAUCAACACGAACUAUAUUUUGUUUAUCGCUUCGGGGGCCUUCCAGAGAGUUAAGCCGAAUGACAUGCUAAAUGAGCUGCAGGGAAGAUUGCCCGUCCAUGUGAACCUCUCCAGUUUGACCAUAAAAGAUUUUAUUGAAAUAUUGACAAAGACACAUAAUAAUUUGUUGCAACAGAAUAUUGCCCUGUUGAAAACGGAAGGCAUCGAUCUGCAGUUUACGGAUGAUGCCAUUGAAACCAUUGCAAAUGCCGCACAUGACAUGAACUUUUACGUGGAGAACAUCGGCGUGCGGAGACUGCAUACCAUCAUAGAGAGAAUCAUGGAGGAUAUCAACUACGACGUUUACAAUUAUGUGAACAAGAGUAUCGUCAUCGACAAGGAGAAGGUGAAGAAGUCCCUCGAGGGAUUCAUUAAGCAGUUCGACUUGAAGAAGUACAUCAUUUGA
Molecule: messenger RNA, 2526 nt
Organism: Plasmodium inui San Antonio 1
Lineage: Eukaryota; Apicomplexa; Aconoidasida; Haemosporida; Plasmodiidae
Product: ATP-dependent HslUV protease ATP-binding subunit HslU
Exons: 1
Coding region: 1-2526 (841 amino acids)
Cellular component (GO): HslUV protease complex
Molecular function (GO): peptidase activity; ATP hydrolysis activity; ATP binding
Source: RefSeq, a predicted model, not a curated record